Molecule: messenger RNA, 756 nt
Organism: Striga asiatica
Lineage: Eukaryota; Viridiplantae; Streptophyta; Magnoliopsida; Lamiales; Orobanchaceae
Source: the annotation of a GenBank genome assembly
AUGGUCCAAACGAUCGAUGCCGAGCUCGUAUCUGUUGCCGCUAUAAAUAUCCAUCACGGCUUGGGCCCGUUUCAAGAGCCCGUCGAAUCUCCUCAUCUCGGGCCCGCCCUCUUCGUACCUCUUCCCGAACGCGAUCCGGCAUAUCAACGUGCUCCCGAGCUCAAUCGCCAUCUCGCUCAAAUUGACAGCCUGGCGGCCGCUGGCUUCAGGCCGGGCCGUUAUUCGGGCCGAAAUCCGGGCCACGAACCGGGCCAUCUCGUCCUCGCGAACGGGCCGGAAGAAUUGAGUCUUCUUCGCGCUGAAGAGAUGGAUGGUCGUGAUCUUGCGGACCUCGCGCCAAUACUCGUCGUACGAGGAGAAGGCGAUGUCCGAGCAGUCGUACGAGAGGCGUUGUUGGCCGAGGGAUUUGGGCCGGCCGCAGAAAGCGAGGUCUUGGGCCUUCAUGACUUGCUCCGCGAGCUUCGCGGAGGAGACCACGAGCAUGGGCUUCGGGCCGAGGCCCAUGCGCACGAUGGGCCCGUAUUUCUUGGAGAGGUGAUGGAGGUAAAGGUGUGGGGCGUCGGAAGCCGCGGCCAAGUGGUGCAAGUUGCCGAUGACCGGGAAGCCGGGUGGGCCUGGUGGGACCCGGGCUUCGGUCGGGCUCUUCUUGUGGUUUUUCGUGAGGUGGAGAAAGAUUAUUGGGAGUAUGAGGAGGAGAAGGAGGAGAAGGAUGUUAUGUUUGAUCUCAAGCAUGGAAUGAGGAGAAAAAAUUCCUAA